Molecule: messenger RNA, 8740 nt
Organism: Penaeus chinensis
Lineage: Eukaryota; Metazoa; Arthropoda; Malacostraca; Decapoda; Penaeidae
Product: trichohyalin-like
Exons: 44
Coding region: 197-6820 (2207 amino acids)
Source: RefSeq, a predicted model, not a curated record
CCCGCACACGGCACCCAUCCUGCCGCGUCCUGCGCCAGCUUAAUUGUGGUUGUGCUUCUGUGUGGUGAUGUGUACCGGGAAAUAGUACUGGCUCUAAUAAUCGCCUUGCUGGAUCCCAUCACGACGCUGUGACCCUUCAUAAAUAUGUAAAGCUGUUUUUCUACCAGUGAUCGGCCGUCGGCCCGGGUGAGAAAGGAUGCCAAAGGGAGGUGACCCGCUGUGUCCACUCGGCUUUCACCCACAGACCCGCUGGCCGAACAGGUGCAAGCGCUGCUUCAGAGAUUACAAUGACCACAAGGCAGUCAAGGAAGCUUCGGGCUCUACCACCUCCCUUAAUUCGCUAAGCAGUUACGACACUGGUACUACCAAACAAGACGAUGGCAAGGAUUCGAGUGGCUACGGCUCCAGGGAUUCCCUUGUGUCAUCCUCCAGAGUCAAGGAUGAGGUCGAGGGUUACAGAAGGACACGUUCCGACCUGACUCCGGAUAUUAUCGCCAAGGCCAACGAAGAGUACGACCGAGACCAAAGAGCUGCGUCCAAGUUAAAUUCAUGGGACAAGUCUCGACCGGUAUCAUGGUCAGCCCAAGACCUAAGGAAGGCCGUAGACGAUGCCAAGGAACAGAUUCGGUCUUCGAGAGAAGACCUCCACCGACUCUAUGGCAGCACCAAAUCGUUAUCUCAGGGCCUGGAUAGCGACCUCAGGGACAGCUCAAAUGACCUAUCCACGAAGAACGACUCAACCUUCUCCUUCUCCUCGUACCUGGCCAUGCGCACCAAGUCCCCCGCUCGGCCUCCGCUGGGCCGAACGUCCUCCUUGCAAGGCACCGCGUCCACGUCCUCGUCGGCGAGACGGAGCGAGGAGGAGGCCACCCCAUCCAUCAAGGAGGAGAAGGAGAAGGAGACGAAGAGCUAUUCGAGUUAUUCGAGUUAUUCGAGCGAAAGCAAGAGUUCGAGGCCCUCCUCUCUAGCGCCCAUUUCGGAGGCGAAGUCGAGCCGCCUGUCGACGGAGGACAAGAGCGACAAGGCGGAGGCCAACGGGAAGCCCCCGAAGCCUCCGUCGCGACUCAAACUCUCGUCCAAGCUCCUGGACAUCAAGGAGACGCCCAGGGAAGAAAAGCCCAAGAAAAAUAUCUUAAGUCUGAAGGGCGAAGGAUACGGGAGCGGUUCAGAGGUGAAGAGCGAGGAUGACUCCGCCGACGCCACCUACGUCAUCAAGUUGGCCAAACCGAAGAAGGAGCCGAAGAAGGUGGAGAUCGACCUCCAGUCCGAGCUCGAGCGCGUGCAGCAAGAACUCAAGGAGAAGAACAAGGAGAUCAAGGAACUCGAAGAACGCACCGAUAGGCUGGAGAGCGAGAACAAGGAACUCUCGGCGAAGAAACCCAAGUUCGGGGACGUCCGGAAGCACACCGAGCUCUCCAAGUUGCAACAGAAGCUCGACGACCUCAAUGACGAAAUGAAGAGCAAGAAUAAGGAAGUGAAAGACCUGAAGAAGGAGAUAGACAAACGGCCGUUGCCAAAGGACGUGGAAAAAACCAUGGAGGACUUGAGAUCGAAGCUCCAGGCGGCAGAGCAGCUGUGCGAAGAACUGAUGGACGAAAACGAAGAUUACAAGAAGGAAGUCCGCGCGCUCGAGGAGGAGAUCGAGGAGAUGCAAGACAACUUCAGGGAGGAGCAGGCGGACGAGUACAGAGACCUCAAGCGGGAACUCGAGCAGACCGCCAAGAACUGCCGCGUCCUGCAGUUCAAGCUCAAGAAGGCCGAGCGGCGCUCCGAUACGCUGGAGCGGGACAAGGGCGAGAUCGAGGAUAAGUUGAAGGAACUCCAGGUCGGCGAAGGAGACGUUGACCGCUCGGAGAAGGUCAAGACACUGGAGAAGGAGGUCAAUCUGGCGAAGGAGGUGUCCAUGAAGAUGCACGAGGAGAUGGAGAAGAUGAAGAGGCAGCUCGAGGAAGCGGAGAAAGAUAAGAAGAAACUCACGGAACAGUGCAAUGAUAAGCCUAUUAGACCGGGAGGAAAAUACAGCCGAUCGCAGCUGAUGGCUCGCCAAGGCAGCCAGGAUAACACCGACCAGCUGCUCCGCGACCUCAAAGAUGCUGGGGAGCGCGAGCAGGACCUGAAGGACCAGCUGAAGUUCGCCGAGGAGGAGACCAAAAACCUGAGGAAGAAGCUAUCUCGCGUCGAGGAGGAGAACGAGACCCUGGCGCUGCAGCUGAAGAAGAUGACCACCAAGGCUAAGGCCAACCGACAGAGGUCCCUCGAGCGCUCGGGAUCUCUGGAGCGCUCGAGUUCCGUGGAGCGAGGAACACUCAGCCGCCAGGGGUCCACCGAGAAGCCGUCGGCGAAGGAACCCGACGAAGGAAUCACCGAAGAUCUCGACCCGACCGAACUGAAGAUUCAACUGGAGCUGAACGAGCAGGAAGCCGCUGUUUUGAGACGAAAGGUGGAGGAUCUGGAGAGCGAGAACGAGCGCCUUCAGAAGAACAUCAAAGAAGUCCUCUCCACCACCGACUCCAAAUCCAGAAAGGCUGACGUGCCUCUCGACAUCAAGAAACUGGAGAAGGAAAUGGAAAUCCUCAAGACAAGAGUCGAACAAACGGAAACAGAAAACGAGAAGCUGAGUGAUGAAAACAAGAGACUGCAGCUGAAGGCCGUGAAGCGUCUCCCUCUGACGGGCGGCGAGACAAGCUACAUCGAGAGACAGGUGAUGGAGGACAAGGUGCGGCGUCUGGAGAAGAAGUUGAAGGAGGCGACCACCAAGCUGAAGGACGCCCAAGUGAACGCCGCAGUGGCCGGAGGCGAGCUCGAGGGUAAGGCCGGGGAGGCUGGAGGCGUCGCUAGCAAGAAGCUCAUGGACGAAGUGAAAGAGAAAGAUAAUGCAAUCGGGGAUCUGAAAAAGAAAGUCGAUAGCUUACAAGAACAGUACGAUAAGGUGCGAAAAGAGUGCGAUGACAUGAAAAACGCUUCGGCUUACAAAGACCGGACUCCCAAGAAACCCAGAGACCUGACGCCCAAGUCCACUCUAGUAAAAUGGGUUGACGAAUUAGAGACCGAGUGCGCCACGCUCAAUGUGAAACUUAAGUUCAUGGAAAUUGAGAAACAAGUCUUAGAGGAAAUGACGCAAAGGAAACGAGAUCCGAAUAACGCCGUCGAUGGCGAAAUGUGCCACCUGCUCUUUGCCGAGAACGAGAACCUAAAAUCGCACUGCAAGUUCCUCAAAGACAAAGCCGACGCCAAGGAAGCCGAGACCCGGCAGCAGAGACGUAGAGUGAGGGAGCUCGAGGGAGAGAGGGAGAAAAUGGAGGAGCAGAUGAAAGGUUAUAAGGAGAUUGAGCAGAAAGUCGUUGAGGUACUGAACUCAGAGGAAAGAGCGUAUAAGAGGGCCUCGGAAUACACGCCCAAAUCAGCCCUAAGACAAAUGGUAGACGAACUGAAUCGCGAAUGUGGUAAGUCUGUUUACCAACAACACAUCAGCACGAUGACCACCUCUUGUGACGAGAACAAGGCAUCCACCCACCACAUCACCCUCCUCUCCUCCGCAGGAAGAACAACAAGCGAGGAUGACAUCAGACGCUACGAGGAGAAGGUCGAGUCCCUCAAGAAGGAAGUGGCCAAGGAGAAGGAGCGCUACGACGACCUCAAGACCAAGGUCGGGGACGGCAAGACGGUCGGCUUCGAGGAGCUCCGGUCCGCCCAGUCCGAGAAGCACAGACUCCAGAAAGAGCUGUCGACGGCGCAGCAGACGACGGAGGUGCUGGAGAAGAAGCUCAAGGAAGCGGAGGAGAACCUCAGACUCGCGGAGAAGGCGGAGAGGAAAUCGAAAUACGUGUUGGAACAGCUCGAGUCAAAGCUGGAGGAAGAGAAGAACAGCCUGACCGCGGCCGAAGAACGCCAGAAGGAAAUGACCAUGUCUUGGCUGAGGGAGCGGGAGGACCUGAAGAAGGAGAUCACGGAGGCCAAAAAGACCAAGGAGAAGGCGGAGAGGGAGCUCCGCACGGCCAAGAAAUCGCGCGACCAGAUGGAAACCAUGAUGGAGGAUGAGAAGAGACGCACGGAAGACGUCUCGGCGACCAAGAAGAAGGAUGCUGACGAGAUCAAGAGGCUGAAGGCGGACAAGGAGGGAUUGUCACGCGAGGUCGAUGAGCUGAAGGAUGCUGUCAAUAAGCUCGAGAAGUCAAAGGAGAACGUAAACUACAAACAAAAGCGAGACAUGGAGAACUUGCGGAAGGAGAAGGAGGACCUUGAGAUCCGCAUGACCACCCUGGAGAGUGAGCUGAAGUCGGAGCAGAAGCGGCGCGAGAGGCUGGAGAAGGACUCGGAGAGGGGCAGCUCAGUUGUUGGCUAUGCUGCAAGAAAGUCCGAGACCGAAGCUAAGAAACUGAAGACCGAGCUGGAGAACGUGAAGAAGGAGUAUGACGAGAAGAUCAAAGAACUGGAAAAACAGAUGAAGAAGGAAAAAGAGGGACGUGAAGAACUCCAGAGCAAAUACGACCUCUUGGAGGAAGACUACGUCGUGCAGAAGGCUCAGAUGACGGUCGGCAUUGAGGAUGACUACCAAGCCCUCAAGAAGGACCAUGACACGAUAGAGAUCGAACUGAAGACGUUGCGGGAAACCUACAACAUAAGACAAGACACUUGGAUCAAGGAGAAGCUCGACAUGCAGGAGCAACUUAAAGACCUGGAGAAUCGCCUCAACAAGGUGUCCAUCGACCCGACGUCGUACUCGGAGAAGAAGCGACUCAAGGACAUCAUCGAGGACAAGAACCAGCAGAUCGAGAAACUAAGGCGCGACGUCGACGGCGUCAAAGACCAGGCGUCCUUCUACAGGAGAGAGUCUGAGGAGCUUCGGCGGAAAGUGGACGACUUGGAGAAGCUGAACGAGCUGAACGAGAGGCGGACGAACUCGCUGAGCACGGCGGACAAGACGUCCUUCGACACCACCAUCAGAGAACUGAGAUCGAGACUCUCAGCCUCGGAGAAGAACUACAAGACCGAGCUGACGAAGAUCAAGAUGAAGUACGACUCGAAGCUCAAGGCCAUGACCGAGGAAGUGUCCACCCUGACGCAGCACAUGACCAAGUACAGGAGGGAGAGAGACACUUACAAGGAGAUGCUGGACGGAGCGCAGAGGAACAUCGCCGAACUCAAGGGGAACGUCACUUACAGGACCUCGCGGGCUGACAACGCAACGGAGAUCGCGGCGGUCCAGCGUGUGGCCGACCUCAAGGCGCAACAGCAUCUGAUCGAGACCCAAGAACUGCAGUCACAGAUCACGGAGCUCGAGGACAAGCUGGCCGACUCCCGCCUCGAGAGCACCAAGAUCAAGAACGAGCUCGUCGACCAGAAGACCAACUUCGAGAUCCAGCUGUGCGACCUGCAGACGAAGCUCAACGAGUACGAGGAGGACCGUCUACUGGUAGGCGGAAGCAGGCGCGUACCGGGCCUCAGGACUCGCCUCGAACUCAACUGGCAGAAGGAGCGCGAGGAGCAACAGAGGCUCAUUCAGGAGACAGCCACACUCGCCAAGGAUCUCAGGCAGACGCUGUACGAGGUGGAGCGCGAGCGAGACCUGGAGCGGCUGGAGGCCAAGAGGAAGAUCGAGCAGCUCAAGAAGACGGUGGGCCAAGGAGACGUCCGACACCAAGAGCAAAGUGCAGGAGGUAAGAGGGAAACCCUGGCGGCUGCUCUUCAACGCGACCUGAUGGAGCUGCGAGAAGCCCACGCGAAGCUCCGUCAGAUCAACGAGAAACUCCGGCGCGAGAAGGACCGGACGGAGGUGGAGCGCGAGGCCAUGAGGGACAAGUACCUGGGCUCCUCCAGGGACAACCUCAACCAGGCGGCCAAGAUGGAGAGGCUCACGGAAGAGAUGAAGAAGGUAAAGGACCUCGCGCCGCUCGUUCUUGGGGAAGGCAUUGACGGCAGAGACAGCUCGCUCACCAGACUACCUGGCGACCCCAAACCGAAGACGAAGGAGGAAUUCACAGACUCCCUGAAGAGGGCGUGCCGGACUAUGGAGGAGAUGAAGAGAAUGAUGAAUCUCAUGGACGACAGAGACCGGCUGAAAAGGGCGCCGUCCUUCCGAAGAGCGCUAUCGGUGGAGGACAGCGAAGACGAGGGGCCGCCCUCACGCCCACGCAGCGCCCAGAGAGGCUCGCUACGCCCACGCGGCCACAAGUCCUCGCUCUACCGGAAGACACAAUCCCUCGAUCACCAGAUGGCGGAGGACAGGGGCAAGAUCUGGGUCUCGACGGACGCCGGCAGCACGACCAGCAUCGACUCCACCCUGACGGACGACCUGCGCAGAGCAAAGUACGACCGCGACGUCUCCCUGGACAGGAUCUCCACGGGCUCCCAGACAAGUGACCUGGAUCCUCUCGGCGACAAGAAGAGAAAGGGAAUCAAAGGAAUGAUUUCGAAGCUCACCAAGUCCCGCUCUAUCGAAGAAUCGGCCACGGGAGGUUCCAUCGUGGGCGCCGGGGUCAAGGCGAUGGGCGUGGGCGUGGGCGGGUCCGGGAACGACAUCCCGAGCGACGUCGAGAAGGACUCCGUCAAGGGGAAGCUGAAGGGCCUCUUCAAGAAGGGGCCGCCGUCGAGAUCGCAGAGCGUUGACAGAGCAGACGGGUCAAAUGUCAAGAAAAUCGCCAGUUCCUAUGACUAUGACACUGCUUCAAUGGCAUCGAACACCUCCCUGGAGAGUAACACGAGCGCCAACAUCCCGCCGGUCAUGAGAAGAUUCCGAGGGCGCAGCCAGCACGGCGCCAUGACCAAAGCCCAGUCUUUCACCGCCAUCGGGCGCCAGAGCUCUCUGGAGACCGACGUGUGAGCAGCAGCAGCGCCCUCGGCAGGCCCAGCCUUGCAUGGGAACGGCCCAGGACCAAUCCAAGGAAGGAGGGCUUGGUGAGACAAGAGGCCGAGAGCCAGCAGUCAACGCUCCUUCCCCGUGCAUGAGAAUUCUUAGGGAGAAGAAAACAAGGUCUUAGAAGAAACCUUGAGAUCUCAGGAUGUGUAAACAUAGACACAAGACGGGGCUCCAGCCGUGACCGAACCAUGUUACAAAUUGAAUGGUGUUCACACGGACUUGGUUAUGAAGUUCCAACGGAACUGUUUACUGGUGUUAUUACAUAGGUUACUGUGUUGAGGGUAGUCAUCACAAACCACUUUUACACUUAAACGUUUCUUUUCAUUUAGAAAGUUAGUUAGCCAGCUCUCCGUGUCUACCAGACCUGUGGCUGGUUUCCACACAUGAAUUUACUCACAUCACGGUCUUCCAUGGUGCUGACACUGUUAAAUGACAACGCUCGCUAGAUGUACAGAAUCCUGCCCUUGCCUGUUUAUUUCUACCCGCUAGAACCUGGGUAUGCUGCUUGCUCGGACGGGAACUCCACGUUUAGAUCAAAGUAUGAUGAAGUUGGUUAAUACAAUAGAGGUGUUUUCAAUCAACAACUACAGUAUAUAAAAAAAUCGGGAGUUCCUGUUCAAAAGGCGACGGAUCCUUGCAUAUGCUGGGCAUCCUGCAUUAGCCUUUCCGAGCACGGCAGUCAACCUCAAUUCCUGGCGGGUAAGAAGCCUGUAUAUUAGGGAGGCUCGAGUCUUCCGGCCUCGGGAUUAUUCAUGUAUAAUUACUAUAGUUAAUCAAGAACACUGAGUUCAUCGUAUUUCAAGAAGAGACUACAUUCUACAGCCGAUUAUGAAUGUUUGUUAUCCUCACGGUGGAUGCAGGCAACGUCUUGGACAGGAGCCAAUGACCGCCGUAAAAAUGUGGUUAAAACACAUAAAAAUCAAAAAAGUUUUUUUUUUCAGUUACGAUUAAUAUAGAUUAUUAGAAGACCAGAUAACAAUUCUUAUAAGGUGCUAUAAUCCUACAAGGGGCGAUAUUUCUCUAGUCAGAGGGUUCCUGUCCUUCCCAAAAAACCUGUUACUCGGUGGUGUUAUCAUUUGUCUAUAAUGGAUGUACUUUGCCCUUUCGUUGUCUGUUUCACAUAUCAUGUCAUGUUUUGUUCCGUCUUGCUGUAGUGCCACAACGAGUUUAUUAUUGUCGAGAAAUUCUUUCUUCUUACAAAUUAUUUAGAACGUGGAGGUAAAGGCGCCUGUCAUAGUUACAGUCUCUGUUGUAUUCACUAUUUCGACAUUAAAGAGCUGUUUAUCAAGAAAGCAUGUAUCAUAUGAUUAUAUUUUUUAAUCUCCCUGUUGAAAAUGCUGUUCACCAGACCGUUGUUUAAUAGACAGGUUAUAAAGUUUCGGCUUUGUAACUUUAGCCCAACACGUUUUAUGUUCUUCUUCUAUUUCCAACUUGCAAGUUUCUCGUCCCUUUCCAUUCUUUUAAGGUAAUGGUACAUGUGAUCAAGAAACUUGGCAGUGAAGUUCCUAGUCAUUUUCUAACUAGUCAUUGAAUCAUCGUUUGCAUCACGUGCGUAACUCAUUUACCAAUAACAAACUCAAGGCAAACAAUCCUGCUCCGUGUACAGAUAAUUUACUCAACCCUGGUAUGGAGAUGGUGGUUUCUGGCCGGGCAUUGCAUCUGAAGGAAUUUGCUUAGGAAAAUCUAGAACAUCCACAUCAUGGAUACCUUUUGCAUGCAGGCUGGCGCCACCAUCUUCAUAUUGGCAUAUGCAUCACCUGUUAUCUUGACAGUACUCACCGUGUAUAUAUUGUAAACAAGGUCUUCUCUUAUCCUGAUGAAAAUGUUGCAUGGAUAAAUGAAAUUAGAAGGAUUUUACAAUCAAUUAAAUGUUUUAUUUACAAA